UUAUCAAGCAAUUUCCGAGGAUCCAAUCUACCGCCUCGAAGGCACUUCUUUCGCCAACCCUCGAUAAUUACACGUACAACCCUCAUACAAAAUACAAAGACAUGGAUUGAUUUGGGCUGAACAAUGCUAUAAAGUCUACUGGCUCGAAUGUUUGCUUGGACUAUCAAUAGAUUAUCACAUAUACAUCUUGAGAAGGGGGUAGGGACAGGGGGAAACAACGAGUAUGAUUAGUAUCGAACAGGCCCCGCUUUAAAAGUGUUUUGUUCGUCUUUUUUGUCAGAUUUUGUACCUUGGAUAGCAAGUUGAAUUGGCCAUUCAGUCGGUUAUUGAUCGCAUUUUAGCGCGAAGUAUCGAUCGAUGCAUACCUUUUCACUAUGGGGUAUAAUGGAGGAGGGUCCCAGCCUCUUUUAUAGCGGUUUUGCGGUCGUGAAGGGGUGAUGUGUUAUAUACCCCUUCCUUAGGAACAACCCAAGUCACUGUGGGUGUAGUACGUAUCACCCGCUUGAAGAAAAAGUGAAAGUUUAUCGUUAGGCCUGUCGUCUGCGCGAUUCAUCAAACGAGUUUCAUGCACGAUACGCUCUCCUUAGAACAUUCUUGGUCAAAUAUUGGAAUUUUCUAGCAAAAUGUUUUGAUACUUGUGAAAAGGAAUCUUCAUCUGAAGAGUAAUCUGUUUGAGAACGCGGUUUCACGUAAGAGGGUUCAAACAAAGGCGUACAAAAGAUCUUGAUAUUUGGAAUUAUAAAAAAACUUCUUCAACUCUCUGGCGGAGAUGUCGCUUUCGUCACCCAAGAAGGAAAACAUUUAACGAUGUUCCCGCAGUAUCUGAAGUAAAUUCCAAAGGAUCUCUUUGGACAUUAUUCAAUAAGGACAAUAUCAUCAUGAAGAUGGAAUAUGGCUAGCGCGGUUGUAGCGCUACCAAGCCCGCAUCUUAAUCCCACCAUGUCCCCGGCUCCCGUCAACCGACUCGGCCAGGAGACUGCGCCGUCGUCCAAUGGCGAUGUCGGUCGCGACGUCGCAUGCGUUGGCGAUGGCGGAGAAAAGAAAGAGGAUAGAGGAGGCAAUACUGGAAACGGUGGUCGAGAUUGUGGUCAGCCUGAGAGGAGGAGAAGGAAGUCGAGAUCGGACGGCGUGGUCGUCAGAAAGAAAGUCGGGGGCUACAUCUUAGGAGAUGUCAUCGGCGAAGGUUCUUUCGCCAAAGUUCGUCUUGGAACUCACAUCCUAACUCAAGAACAGGUUGCCGUGAAGGUAAUUGAUAAGAAGUUGAUCGCCAAUCGAGACUACGUUCGUAAGAAUCUACGCAGAGAGGCAACCGUUCUUCAGAAGAUGCGCCAUACCAACAUCGCUCGACUCUAUGAGGUUCUUGAGACGGCUAGUAAUUACUACCUGGUCAUGGAGCUCGCAGAGGGCGGCACGUUCAUGUCCUUCCUGUGUAAGAGGAGAAAGUUGAGUGAGCGAGAGACGAGAAGAUAUAUCAGGCAACUCGUCACCGCCGUCGAUCACAUGCACCACCUCGACGUCAUUCACAGGGAUAUCAAGAUCGAGAACUUUCUUCUGGAUAACGACCAAAAUCUGAAAGUAAUAGAUUUUGGACUGAGUAAUAUUCUUGGAUACGACGGGUUUCUUCGGACGCAAUGCGGCUCUCCGGCCUACGCUGCCCCGGAGAUCUUCUGCAACUCAAGCUAUGGCCCAUCUGUCGAUGUUUGGAGCAUAGGGGUGAACAUGUACGCCAUGCUGACAGGGGAGUUACCCUUCGUGGUGGACCCGCCCAACAACAUGAGUAAGCUACACGCAAGGAUCAUGCAGGGCGCCACCAUACCAGAUACUCUUACAAAAGAUUGCCGAGACCUUCUCAGAAGGCUUUUAGAACCGAAGGAACUAGACCGCAUCAAACUCCCUGAUAUUAUGCGGCAUCCAUGGAUGAACAGGGGAUACUCGCGGCGUCUCUACCCUUCCCGCUUCGAGGACUCCACCCCUAAACCUCUGGUGGAUCAACGCAUCAUCAAAGCGCUCGUGCAAUGCGGUCAUCAGGAGGAUAUUCUCACUGAAUGCGUGCAAGAAAAUAGACCAACUUCCGAGAAUGCUGCCUACUGCCUAUUGGCUAAGCGGAUCGCAAUGGGGUGGGGCUACCCGGAAAGUAACAAUGUCCUCGACAGCGAUCGGAGCGAGAUGGUUAGUGUGUUAACGGGGGCGGGCGUGGACGAUACGAUGGAGGCGGAGCAUGAAGAGAAGCCAUCACCAGUGCUUGCGCUUCGUCGUCCAAUCAGCGGACGCGGGACGAGAAGUAUGGCGGCAAAGGAACAGAACUUCGAUAUGGAAAACAAACUCAAGAGCGACCGGAUGAAACUCGAGAAUACGAAUUCCCCGAUAGAGAAAACUCCGAAGUACUCCGUGUCUCCAACAAAAAGAGAAAUUCAGGAUGACAUGCGAAAGGCUUGGAGCAAGUUGCAAACCAAUUCAAAGAACAGUGACGAAAGUACAAAAGAUCAUAGUAAAAAUAACAGCGUUAGGAGUACGAAUAGUGAAGGAAGCGAUAUGAAUUCAACUGGAAGCAAAAUGGACACAGGGGAAGCGCCAAAACAAAGUAAAACGAAACACGUUCAAAAAGUUCCAGACAACAAAACUACCUCUCAUCUCCCUCGGCGAGUCCACAGCUCCUUACCCGCCAAAACGAGGACGUUGCCAAGCCCAAACUCCGCACCCUCCCUGCAGAACAACACUUGCAUUUUCAUAGUCAACGGGAAGGUCACGGCGCCGGAUCAAAUGGUUGGGCGAUCUGCAGGGCGAAAUGCCGCCCAAAUGCCAGGGAAAAGACAUUCGUUCCAUGGAGGUGAAAAAAUGAUUUACACCAAACGGGGCUUGGAACGUGCUAAAACUGUCCCGGCUGUUCACAUUGAGAGCCUGGACACAAAGAAUGGUUCGGAUGACCCGUUGACGAGUGUCCCGGACAAAGAGACUAGUAUGGACACCCAGAUCAGCGAACUUCAUGCCCCUUACCAGCCGCAUAAUGCCUUUCCAAUCCAUCGCUUAGGGAGCGAAUACACCCUCCCUUCCCAAGCCCAUCGCCACUCCUCCCGUUAUCUACCGGGUAGCGUGUCAACAUCCGCCGUCACCUCGGCAACGCAUCCUCCUCCUUACCAAUACGCACAGCAUCUUCAAUACCAUAGCAACAGACACCAAUCGCUACGCCGCUCCCGUCCGCAUCACCAGCGGUCCAUGACCGCGCCCCACCCUCAGGGCCGAUCACACUCUCCGCUGCCCUUUCCUCCAGCAUCUCAGAUCAGCAGGGCCGAGGAAAGGGGGUCCGGCAAACCCGCCAAGGCUGUGGCGUGGCAGGACCCUCCUGCGACUGUGGUUCUGUCAAAUAAUGGCCCGUCAAGGAGCAUUAGGAAUCGGCAGAGAGAGCUGCCGAAUAUAAAGGGAUUUGUUGGAUAUAUGUGACGAUUGAAUUGAAAGUUUUUAUGUUGUGUAGCUAGUAUAUAAAACUAAUACACGUUGUACACGAGGUGUCAUUUCACUUCCCCUUUUUCGUCUUCAUAAGCUAAUAAAGUCAAUUGAUGCGUACGCCACUAACUUGACGCAAUGGUAGUACAUGUACAUUUACAUUAAAUUAGUGUUCGCGAUGUCACCCUCAUAAUUUACCGCGUCCAAAAUCGCUCAAGAUGCUGACGCAUGCCUAUAAUUUAUGUCGGGUAAAUGACGCCUCCCGUGCGCUGGGCAAUUCCUAUCACACACAAAGCGUGAUUUCGAUGUCAUAUACAGCAUACAAAGUCAUAAUUAUAUAAACCAAUCAAUGCUUUGAAGACGAUUGGCGCAUUUGCCGCGGGUCGAUCGAUCAACGCAGUGUUUUGCAUUGUUCAGAUGGCAUUCCCUUUAUGUAUGAACAUUAUUUGGGUUAAUGUUAACUUUUAUGUUUUGUUAGGCGGACCAUCAUUGACGGUCUAAACCAUGAUUAUUUAGCUUUAAACCCUCUUCUUACAUCAAGCACGAUGACAAUCAGUUAUUAUUUUGUGGAGUUAUGUUAUAGUGUGCAAGAGAAGAGCGGAAUCGUUAGUUUUAUAUCAAUCGAGUGGCCUCAUUUCAUGUGGAAAAGAGAGCCCCAAGUCGCAAAAAAAGCUCUUCCAAGGGCUUCGCUUUAGGAAAGGGGAUCGGGGAGGGCGAAAUCUUAUUUGAUUAUUAAAUGCCUUUUUUUUUAAAUACUUGUUUCUCUUUAUAUUUAAUAUUUAUUUUGCGCCUUGUCGGCAAAUCACAGUUCUUUUCUCUCUUGCUUGUUGGCAAAAUUUGUGCUGAUUUUUGGUCGGACAACCCGAUGAAAAUGACCCAACGAUACCCAUUGGCUAAAUCUUAUUUCUUAUGAAGUAUUAUAUGUACAGCUAUGCUUUUAAUGAAAGCAUAUGUCGCAGGAACAUAGAGCAAAAAAAGAUUCCUAUUGAGAAUCAGCAGGACCGUGGAGUACAAAAGUAACUUCUAUCUUUAAUAAUCCUCGCAAUUGACAGUUGUUUGGCUCUAUCGAUAUGAUAAUAACUAUUUUAUUAAGAAAAUAUAAUUUAUUAUGUGCCCUGAACAAUACAAGGAUAAGUUGUUAAACAGAUCUUCUUGAUCAAAAUACUGUAUUCGUCAUCUGGAUCAGUAUUCAUUCAUAUCAAUUUCAAGGAUAACAUAAUCGUAAUAAUUUCUCCAGAUUUUCCAUAGGCAGUUCUGAAAACUUAAAUGCCAAAUUCUACUGCCUAAAAUUAUGUUCCACAUAAUUUGAGUAAGAAACUAUAAUUUUCAUAAUCCAAUUAGAGAUAUUAUACACUUCAUGACUUUCCGAAAAUACUUCCUACCUUUCAACCGCUUUAACAUGUACUGUAUUUCAUUUCUGAUUUCAUUUUCGUGUGUGUGUUUGUGCAUGAUUAUCGUUCAAGCACAUUCAAUUUGAAUGUAAAGUUUUACAAUGUGUGUAAAUAUAAAUAACGGGUCAACGAUUUUGUUUGAAUUUAUAUAUAUAUAUAUAUAUUAAGAUACACUGUAUAAUCAUAUAUAUUUGAAGAAAACAAAAAUCGCACCGUAUACGGGUAGGUGAGAGACAAUCA
Molecule: messenger RNA, 5072 nt
Organism: Strongylocentrotus purpuratus (purple sea urchin)
Lineage: Eukaryota; Metazoa; Echinodermata; Echinoidea; Camarodonta; Strongylocentrotidae
Product: serine/threonine-protein kinase MARK2-like
Exons: 8
Coding region: 892-3438 (848 amino acids)
Biological process (GO): protein phosphorylation; intracellular signal transduction
Cellular component (GO): cytoplasm
Molecular function (GO): protein serine/threonine kinase activity; ATP binding
Source: RefSeq, a predicted model, not a curated record